UCGCACUCGCUGUGGUAUUCGUCAUCCCGAAGUCCGGUCUAUGCCAGCCCGUCAAACGACACUGCAUUCCCCAACGACCCCCAUCAUCACCAGAACGGCGAACGCGGCGGUCACAAUGGUGGUGGCAGCGGUGGCCACGGCCGUCGACGCGGACAGGCCCUCGAACGCACCGCCCUGCACCGCCUAGCCAUGGACGAGUUCUGGAUGGCCAGACGCAAGCACGGCGUCGCCAACUUUGGCAGCCACUGGCUCAAACCCCCGGGCAUCCCCAAGACGCUGCACCAGCUCCUCGAGGAGAGGCGCGAGCAGGAAGAGCACCAGGAGGCCAUGCGGCGCGAGCAGCUAGCCCAGGAACUUGCCGAGGCGGAAGCGGAGGCUGCCGCCGCUGCUGCCGGGGGGGAGGGGCCAGACGGGGAGGAUGGGGAGAUGGAUGACGUGCAGCUCGACGGGGCGCAGGAUCUCGACGACGAUAUACCCGAGGCCGGAGACGAUUACUUCAUGUCCAAUGAUGAGGACGAUGACGGGGAUGAUAGUGACGAGAGCGACAGUGACGAGCAAGACUCGGAGGACGAUGAGGAGGAGGGCGGCGGAGGGGGCGAAGAGGAAGAUGAUGAGGCCAUGCGCGAGGGAAGGCAGAACGAUCUCGUCGCCGCGAGAAUGCGCAUGACAGACGACGCCUUUCGCGAAGCCCUCGUCCGCGGCGACCCGGAUGGGGACGACAUGUACGGCGGGGACGAGGAGCUCCACGAGCAAGACCAAGGCCACAUGCUAGACGAGGAAGAUUUCGGUGCCUACCCGAUGGGUGAAGAGGACGGCGACGACGCCAUCGACAUGGAUGCCAACCUGGACGAUGAUAUACCCGAGGCCGACGAGCCGGGCGGCUACGAGCAUACCGACUCCGGGGCCGACCUGAAGGACAAUGACGAUGAUGAUGAUGAUGACGACGACGACGUCGUCGGAUUCGCACCACGUGUUGCUCCCCUCGGCCCUCCUCAGUCUCCCACCCUUCGUGGAGGGGGUCUGAACUUUGGCCGAGGUGGUCAGCCUCGUCCUAGUCUGGACAUGAGCGGCUUCUUGUCACAGGAUGAGAGUAGCUUUAUGGACAGUAGUCCUGUACAGGCGAGACGAGCAAGGCAUGGUUGA
Molecule: messenger RNA, 1143 nt
Organism: Geosmithia morbida
Lineage: Eukaryota; Fungi; Ascomycota; Sordariomycetes; Hypocreales; Bionectriaceae
Exons: 2
Biological process (GO): anaphase-promoting complex-dependent catabolic process
Cellular component (GO): anaphase-promoting complex
Source: RefSeq, a predicted model, not a curated record